UUGAAUGCUAAGGCGGCGUCAAUAAUCAUGCCCGCGCACGUAAGACCGGCUUCUUGAACGUGGGCGGUGACGUGCGCGUUCACGCAAACUCUUUGUGUGGCGGCGUAAAGAACCGCGCAGAGAAUAACCAUGGCGGACGAAAAACCCAAGGAAGGGGUGAAGACGGAAAACAAUGACCACAUUAACCUGAAGGUGGCAGGUCAGGACGGCUCUGUGGUGCAGUUUAAGAUCAAGAGGCACACGCCACUCAACAAGCUGAUGAAGGCGUACUGCGAGAGGCAGGGGCUGACGAUGAGGCAGAUUCGCUUCCGGUUUGACGGCCAGCCGAUAAAUGAGACAGACACACCAGCACAGUUGGAAAUGGAGGAUGAAGAUACGAUCGACGUGUUUCAGCAACAGACAGGAGGCCUCUGCUAAAGUCAUCCUUUGUCCCCCCCCUCACCCCCGCUUUUCCGAUAUUACACACCUCCGCUCUUACCACUCAACGGUAUCACUUAGUUUUCAGUUAUACAUAACUGCUGUUGUAUAGUGCUCAGUCUUGCUUUCAUUCUUUUUGUACAUAAACAACUGUAAAAAACCAUAUAGUUAGUAGAAGUGGCAUUAAACACUGAAAGUUACUGGUGAAGCGCAAUACUGCCAGAUGGGCAAACCCUCCAACACAAAGAGACCCCUGGAACUCGAGUAGGUCCUGAUCCACAUCAAGAAGUAGCCUGGUUAUCUGACCUAAUUUUCUGUUCCCUAUUUAGAAAAUUGAUUUUAUAUCUUUUUUUAUAUUGUAGUAGUAUAUGUGUAGAAAAGGCAUUGUGGUAAAGUUUGACUAGCCCAACUUUAUGUAAGAACCCUGAUUAUGGGGUUUUAAGUUAAACAUCUGUAUUGUCUAAUAAAAUUCUUGUUUAAAAAAAGUUAUCUUCUGCA
Molecule: messenger RNA, 915 nt
Organism: Paramormyrops kingsleyae
Lineage: Eukaryota; Metazoa; Chordata; Actinopteri; Osteoglossiformes; Mormyridae
Source: RefSeq, a predicted model, not a curated record